GUCUGCGCAGUGAGAACAAAUCAUGUCAACGGAGCUUAGUAUGAAAAAUUAACUGCACGAGCAGCAAUAACCCGUCGAUUAAAAACCUCAGCGCCCCUAUGUACCGCUAAAACGUGGCAAUGAGAGCCGUUUUAACAUGGAAAGAAACUGUCCGUGACCAGUGUGUUUAUGACCUUGCUUUCAAACCAGAUGGCACUCAACUCAUUGUUGCGGCAGGACUUCGUGUUCUCGUUUUUGACACCAUAGAUGGAACUAUUCAGCAGCCUCUGAAGGGACACAAAGACAUAGUUUAUUGUGUGGCAUAUGCCAAAGAUGGUAAACGGUUUGCCUCAGGAUCAGCAGAUAAAAGCAUCAUCAUUUGGACAUCCAAACUUGAGGGUAUUUUAAAAUACACUCACAAUGACUCUAUCCAGUGCCUUGCAUACAACCCUGUCACUCAUCAACUUGCCUCCUGCUCUUCUGGGGAUUUUGGUCUGUGGUCACCAGAGCAAAAGUCUGUAAAUAAACAUAAAGUGAGCAGCAAAAUAACAUGUUGUGGGUGGACAAAUGAUGGUCAGUACCUUGCCCUUGGAAUGAUGAAUGGGGUAGUGAGCAUUCGGAACAAGAAUGGAGAGGAAAAGGUCAAGAUAGAGCGUCCAGGAGGCUCAUCUUCUCCUAUCUGGUCCAUAGCCUGGAACCCUUCGAAGGAUGAGCACAAUGACAUCUUGGCUGUGGCAGACUGGGGUCAGAAGCUGUCCUUUUAUCAGCUUAGUGGAAAGCAGAUUGGAAAAGACAGGACUCUCACCUAUGACCCUUGUUGCGUCAGCUACUUCUCCAAGGGCGAGUAUAUAGUCAUGGGUGGUUCUGACAAACAGGCCUCCCUUUAUACUAAAGAUGGAGUGCGGCUGGGUACCAUUGGAGAGCAGAAUUCCUUGGUGUGGACGUGCGGGGUUAAGCCUGAUUCCAACUUUGUGGUGUUGGGCUGCCAGGAUGGGACCAUCACCUGCUACCAACUUAUCUUCAGUACAGUUCAUGGCCUCUACAAAGACCGCUAUGCGUACAGAGACAGCAUGACUGACGUCAUUGUUCAGCAUCUUAUUACUGAACAAAAAGUGAGGAUUAAGUGUCGAGAACUGGUGAAGAAGAUUGCCAUAUACAGAAACCGUCUUGCCAUCCAGCUGCCUGAGAAGAUCCUGAUCUAUGAGCUCUACUCAGAUGAUUCCUCAGACAUGCACUACCGCAUCAAGGAGAAAAUAUGCAGGAAGUUCGAAUGCAACUUGUUGGUUGUCUGCUCUCAGCAUAUCAUCCUGUGUCAGGAAAAGAGACUUCAGUGUCUGUCCUUUACCAGUGUCAGAGAAAAAGAAUGGGUGAUGGAGUCUCUAAUUCGCUACAUCAAAGUCAUCGGUGGCCCGCCAGGAAGAGAGGGCCUUCUUGUCGGGUUAAAGAACGGUGCUAUUCUGAAGAUAUUCGUUGACAACCCAUUUCCCAUCACGCUGCUCAAGUUGUCAACGUCAGUGCGCUGCCUGGACAUGAGUGCCUCACGCAAUAAGCUGGCUGUGGUGGAUGAACACAACACUCUGCUGGUCUAUGAUAUCAAUAAUAAAGAACUACUUUUUCAGGAGCCUAAUGCUAACAGUGUGGCCUGGAACACCCAAUGUGAGGAUAUGCUGUGCUUCUCAGGCAAUGGUUACCUCAACAUCAAGGCUAGCAACUUUCCUGUGCACCAGCAGAAAAUGCAAGGCUUUAUGGUCGGCUACAAUGGCUCUAAGAUCUUCUGUCUCCAUGUCUAUUCCAUGUCUGCGGUGGAAGUGCCCCAGUCAGCGCCCAUGUACCAGUACCUGGAGAGGAAGAUGUUUAAGGAGGCCUACCAGAUCGCCUGUCUGGGUGUGACAGACAGUGACUGGAGGGAUUUAGCCACAGAAGCCCUGGAGGGACUUGACUUUGAUACUGCCAAAAAGGCCUUCAUCAGAAUAAGGGAUCUGCGCUACCUGGAGCUCAUCAAUAGUAUCGAGGAGAGGAAGAAGCGGGGUGAGAACGACAAUGAGUUGUUCCUGGCAGACGUCUAUGCCUACCAGGGGAAAUUCCAUGAGGCAGCCAAGCUCUACAAACGUACUGGCCAAGAAUCCAGAGCCCUUAGCAUGUACACGGACCUGCGUAUGUUCGAAUACGCAAAGGAAUUUGUUGGAGCGACAGACCCGAAGAGCACUCGAAUCCUGAUGACCAAACAGGCAGACUGGGCAAAAAGUAGUAAAGAGCCCCGAGCAGCAGCAGAGAUGUACCUGUCAGCAGGAGAACAUCUCAAAGCCAUAGACAUUAUAGGCGAGCACGGCUGGGCAGACAUGCUAAUCGACAUAGCUCGCAAGUUGGACAAGGCCGAACGAGAACCACUGGCAAAAUGUGCGUUCUACUUCAAGAAGCUGAAACACCAUGGCUAUGCCUCAGAGACCUUCUCCAAGAUGGGAGACUUACAGGCUCUGGUGCAGCUGCAUGUGGAAACCCGCCACUGGGACGAGGCCUUCUCACUGGUGGAGAAACACCCCCAGUUCAAAAAUGACGUCUAUGUUCCCUAUGCCCAGUGGUUAGCUGAGAAUGACCGCUUCGAGGAGGCACAGAAAUCAUUUCACAAAGCUGGGCAACAGAAAGAAGCUGUGAAAGUCCUGGAGCAACUUACCCACAAUGCAGUGGUGGAGAACAGGUUCAACGAUGCUGGGUAUUAUUACUGGAUGGUGUCUAUGCAGUGUCUGGACAUAGCUCGAGAAUGUGGAGAUCAAACAGUUGAAAUGCUGAAGAAGUUUGACCGUUUUCAACAUCUUGCUGAGCUAUACCAUGUCUACCGCUCCAUUCAGCGUUACACGGAUGAGCCCUUCAGUUCCCACAUGCCAGAAACACUCUUCAACAUCUGCAGGUUUCUCCUGAACAACCUCACCAAGGAAGUACCACCAGGCAUUUCUAAAGUUAACACCUUGUAUGCACUAGCAAAGCAGAGUAGAAAACUGGGGGCGUACAAACUUGCCAGAUAUUCAUAUGAGAAGCUCCAGGAGCUGAGCAUACCAUCACGCUUCCAAGAGUCAAUUGAACUGGGCAGUCUCACAAUUCGUUCCAAGCCCUUCCAUGACAGUGAGGAUCUGAUCGAGGGUAUGAUGUGCUACCGCUGUUCCACCAACAACCCCCUGCUGAACAACCAGGGAAGCGUGUGCAUCAACUGCCGCCAGCCUUUCAUCUACUCUGCGUCGUCAUAUGAAGUGCUGCCGCUGGUGCAGUUCUACCUGGAGGAGGGCAUCAGUGAUGAAGAGGCCGUCUCUCUUAUUGAUCUGGAAGUUCCACAUACAGAUCAGAGGGAGGCACAGUGGCAGAAUAUGGACGACGGUGAUCACCAGACUUUGAGGAUGGAUGACGGUUUUGAUGAGAUAGAGGAAGACCCGUUCACAGCCAAAAUGAGCUUUGAGCAGGGGGGCUCGAACUUUGUCCCCGUCAAGGUGAGUCGCUCAGUGCUACGCUCCAUGAGCAGGAGGGACGUCCUGAUCAAACGCUGGCCCCGGCCGCUCAAAUGGGAAUACUUCCGCUCCCUGCUGCCUGAUGUGAGCAUCACCAUGUGCCCCACCUGCUUCAAGAUGUUCCACAGUGAAGAUUAUGAGCUGCUGGUGCUUCAGCACAACUGUUGUCCUUACUGUCGCAGACCCAUUGAUGAACCAAACUGAUUGAACUAGAGCAGCUAUUUUUAAUAUUUCAGAUUUGUAUCCUCAAAUUUUUGUGCUUUGAACAUUUAUGUCACGGUUGUCUUACUUCUGUUCUCUGACUGUAAUAUAUAUUUUUAUAUGCAUAGACACUGUGGUAUGUGCUCCCUUGCAAGUGUAGCCUUUUGUCCUCCAAGGAUGAAUGAUUGAACUAAUACCUGUAGUGUUUGUCAUUACAGACUGUAUGAAAAGUGCACCAUCAGCCAAUCAAGCCUACUGGAUUAUUGGGAUCAGAUUAUCUAAUGCUUUUACUGGUAACAUCGUCACUUUAAAGGGAUCAUUAGUGCAAAGUGCAUAAAUUGUUAUUAGAAAGUGACAUUUAUUUUGCCCUUUCAGUUAACAUUUCUUAUAUGAGAAUAUAGUUCUUCACAUAGACCUGAUACAUCCCUCAAGUGCAUUCUGCAGAUUUAUACACAGACACUGGACUGUGUGUACAUUUUAAACUGUCAUCUGAUGCUCUUGUCUUGAAAAGGUAUUUUUUUUAUACUUUAACAAGGUUUAAUCAGGUCAAACCGAAAUACUUUUCAAUAAACAAUUUUGCUAUU
Sphaeramia orbicularis (orbiculate cardinalfish) is the source of this 4258-nucleotide messenger RNA. It is a transcript of the gene ift122, whose product is annotated as intraflagellar transport 122 homolog (Chlamydomonas). NCBI's taxonomy places the organism in Eukaryota, Metazoa, Chordata, Actinopteri, Kurtiformes, Apogonidae. Bases 120 to 3677 code for a protein of 1185 amino acids. The record is from RefSeq and is a predicted model, not a curated record. Gene Ontology annotation, cellular component: intraciliary transport particle A; non-motile cilium. The transcript is spliced from 29 exons. Gene Ontology annotation, molecular function: protein binding. Gene Ontology annotation, biological process: protein localization to cilium; intraciliary retrograde transport; non-motile cilium assembly.